Nymphalis io (European peacock) is the source of this 2263-nucleotide messenger RNA. RefSeq names its product protein scarlet-like. The transcript has 12 exons. Gene Ontology annotation, cellular component: plasma membrane. The record is from RefSeq and is a predicted model, not a curated record. NCBI's taxonomy places the organism in Eukaryota, Metazoa, Arthropoda, Insecta, Lepidoptera, Nymphalidae. The coding region runs from base 237 to 2171 and encodes 644 amino acids. Gene Ontology annotation, molecular function: ABC-type transporter activity; ATP binding; ATP hydrolysis activity.
GGUGCCGCUACGUCGAACCAGACAAUAAUAGCUUAAACGUUUAGAAACUCCCCACACAAAAUAUAUAAUAAAUGUGUUCAACAUUGUAAUAAUACUGUGAUUUAAUUUUCAUGUGACUUUUUAAAUAAUUAUUUCAAUUCAAUAAUAUUGUUAUAUGUUAUUUUUUUCGGCGUGCUAGCGAGUGCAUGUGAUACAAAUAUACCGGUUCUCUAUAGUGCAAAUGACGUAACAUCACAAUGAAGGAUCUCGGUCUAAAAAUCCCUACACGCAACGUCUUAACGGGCGCCGUCGUGAACUGGGAGGAUGACGAGAUGGCUGGGCUCGGUGACACGCCUGAGAACCUCACGCUCUCAUGGAAAGACCUAUCAGUGUACAGAAAGAAAAAAAUCCAAACAAGUAUAUGGAGAUCAGCGAUAUAUGAAGAAGUGAAAGUACUACAUGGAGUAAGCGGAAUCGUCUCGUCCGGCAAUUUGGUGGCUUUAAUGGGUUCAAGUGGGGCCGGCAAGACCACUUUACUCGCGGCCAUCAGCCGUCGAGAUAAGAGCGCGAUGUCGGGUUACCUGAUGUUGAAUGGGCGCCUCGCUGGGGCUGACCUCAUCGCCCGCAUCUCUGGCUUCGUACCGCAAGAGGAUUUGUCUAUCGACGAUUUGUCCGUUGCUGAACACAUGGAGUUCAUGGCUCGUCUCAUGAUGGACAAACGUUCGACAGCAUCUGUGCGCUCGAGGCGUAUCCAACAAUUGCUUGGUGAUUUGGGAGUUAUGGCAUGCACAAGUACAAAAUUAAAAGCGCUAUCCGGAGGCGAAAGGAAACGUGUUGCAUUGGCAGUUCAGCUUCUGAACGACCCGCCCAUAUUGUUCUGUGACGAGCCUACAACUGGGUUGGACAGCUCGGCAGCAAGCGCUGUUGUCUCACGUCUCAGAAGACUAGCGAUUGGAGGGAAACUGGUCAUAUGUUCCGUACAUCAGCCCGCUUCAGGAGUGUUUGAAUUAUUUCAUCAGGUUGUGCUAUUGGCAAAUGGACGAAUAGCCUUCCAUGGAAGUAUUGAACAAGCGGAUCAGUUCUUUGCCUCCAUGAAUUACAAGUGUCCAAUGGGUUUUAAUGCAGCUGAAUAUUACGUUACCUUACUCGGGAUUGAGAUUGAUAAGGAAAUGGAGAGUCGCGAGAGAAUCCGACGCAUAUGCAACGAAUAUCAAAGAUCGGAUAUAGCAACCGACAUUGAAAGCCGUGUUGGAGAUGUCAAGGACGAGAUAGAAUAUUUUAACGGAACGGUAGACGCAAAGAAUGUAUACUUCGAACGAUAUCUUACUCUAGUCAAAGUGAACUACUUUGUCCAAUUUUAUUGGUUAAUGUGGAGAAAUAUAUUGUCAAUAAAACAUAAUAAAUCCAUAUGGAUAGCGGAAUUUCUCCUUCUCAUGUUUGUCGGUCUCAUCAUUUCCGUGCCCUACGUAGGCCAUUUCGAAGAAUUAGAUCAGCGUGACAUACAAAAUGCUGAAGGUCUUUUAUACCUGAUGGUCACGGAGACAAUUUUUCUUUUUAUCUAUGCGGUUUUCAUUACUUUUCCAAGCGAAGUACCCAUUCUUUUGCGAGAAACAGCAAGCGGAUUGUACGCGCCAUUACCAUAUUAUCUUUCGAAGAUGAUAUUUUGGAUUCCAAGAGCCGUAAUCGAACCUAUUUUAUUCGUGUCGCUUGUAUUCACGGUGGCUGGACUUCAAGGGGGCUUCAUGAACUGGCUCGGAAUCUGCUUCGUGUGCGUCCUCUGCGCCAACUACGCGAAUGCAUACGGUUCAUUUUUGUCGUCUGUUUUCGACAAAAUGGAAACUGCAGCACUUGUGUCAGUACCAUUUGAUCUUAUCGGAACAAUGUUCUCUGGUAUUUACUUAAAUCUGGGGAGUGCUUCUCCAUACAUUUCAUGGCUGAAGUAUGUAUCUGGUUUCUACUAUGGGGUAGAGUCUAUAUCAAUAAUUCAAUGGGACUCUAUUGAGUCUAUCAACUGCGUUAAUAUCAAGGGCAUGCCGUGUAUCAAAACUGGUCCGGAUGUGUUAAGGAGAUUCGGUUUCGGGGAAGAGAAUUUCUGGAGGAACUGCAUAUGUUUAUUGGUUAUGUACUGCGUGGCGCAUCUGAUUGCGUUCAUAAUGGUUAUAAAGAGGAGUAGAGGCACUCCGGUUUAUUAGGAUAUUUCAAACUCUGUAGGCUUAUAUGCAUUGUGUUCACUGUUACGUUAAUCUUAAAUUUUUUAAAUGGCGAAUGUUUGUAUUAUUUUUUC